Messenger RNA from Cuscuta europaea, 2403 nucleotides. The record is from the annotation of a GenBank genome assembly. NCBI's taxonomy places the organism in Eukaryota, Viridiplantae, Streptophyta, Magnoliopsida, Solanales, Convolvulaceae.
AACAAAAGCCUUCUGACCAUUCCCCUGAAAUUUAGGACCAUCUUAUUCACAAGCAAUCCCUUUAAAUAAUCCCUCUCCCCAACUAUCCCUCUUCAUCCCUUCAUUCACAUUCACUACUAACUCAAAAGCUGCCAAAAAAUGGAGGUUGAAAAUCAAGAGAGGGCAACAAAUUGGGAAGGGUAUGUGGAUUGGAGAAACCGGCCGGCCGUUAGAGGCCGACACGGCGGGAUGUCCGCCGCUUCAUUCGUGCUGGUUGUGGAGGUCCUGGAGAAUUUGGCGUUCUUGGCGAAUGCGAGCAACCUGGUUCGUUACAUGACGGCGUUCAUGCAUUUCUCGCUGUCAAAAUCGGCUAACGCCGUCACGAACUUCAUGGGGACGGCUUUCUUUCUUGCCCUUCUCGGCGGCUUUCUGUCUGAUGCCUUUUUCACUUCUUAUCACAUCUACCUCAUAAGUGCCCUUAUUGAAUUCCUGGGUUUGGUAAUAUUAACUAUUCAAGCUCGUUCGGACUCACUGAAGCCGCCGACAUGCACGCCAGGCGCACACACGGUUCCCUGCGAGCAGGUCCACGGCUCACAAGCUGCAAUGCUAUUCAUAGGCUUGUAUCUAGUGGCAUUGGGAGUGGGAGGCAUAAAGGGCUCUCUGCCGCCGCACGGAGCCGAGCAGUUAGACGACGAGACGGUGGAGGGAAGAAAGCAGAGGUCUACUUUCUUCAACUACUUUGUGUUCUGCCUCUCAUUUGGAGCUCUGUUUGCUGUCACUCUAGUGGUGUGGGUUGAAGAUCAUAAAGGGUGGCAAUGGGGAUUUGGCAUUGCUAUGAUGGCUAUACUUCUCUCCAUUCCAAUCUUCCUUUCUGGUUCCAAGUUUUAUAGGAACAAGGUUCCCCUUGGAAGUCCUCUCACAAUCAUCUUCAAGGUUAUAGUUGCUGCAAUACUAAACUCAUCAUCUCUGCCGAAAACUCCAAGCAACGCGAUUGUAAACAUGGCCAACAGCCCAUCUCCUCCCAUUCCCACCACCAAGGAAGCGGCGAUCACCACUGCAGGAAAUGAACAGCCAUCACAAAGCCUGAAAUUUCUGAACAAUGCAGUGUUAAACAAACCUAAUAACAGCAGAUGGGGAUCACUACAAUGCUCCGUCCAACAACUCGAAGACGUCAAAACCGUCAUAAAAAUCCUCCCCAUCUUCGCCUGCACCAUCAUGUUAAACUGCUGCCUGGCCCAGCUCUCCACAUUCUCGGUCCAACAAGCUGCAACCAUGAACACCCACCUUGGUUCCCUCAAGGUCCCUCCAGCCUCUCUCCCGGUCUUCCCCGUUGUCUUCAUGAUGAUCCUUGCCCCGACCUACGACCACUUCGUGGUACCACUCAUGCGUAGAGUCACUCGCACGGAGAUGGGAAUCUCCCAUCUCCAGCGCAUCGGGGUCGGUUUGAUCCUAUCCAUCUUAGCUAUGGCCGUUGCUGCCCUCGUUGAGGUCAAGCGGAAACAUGUGGCAGUUGGGUCUGGACUUGUUGACUCGACGAGGCCUUUACCCAUCACAUUUUUCUGGAUCGCGCUGCAGUACCUCUUUCUGGGAUCCGCUGACCUGUUCACGCUCGCCGGCUUGAUGGAGUUUUUCUUCUCAGAAGCGCCGUCGAGCAUGAGGUCGUUAGCCACAUCACUCUCUUGGGCAUCACUAGCAAUGGGAUAUUAUCUGAGCACAGUGAUUGUGUCUGUUGUGAAUAGUGUGACUGGGAAGUCGAACCAUCAAGCGUGGCUUUCUGGGGAGAAUUUGAACCAUUACCACUUGGAGAGAUUCUACUGGCUGAUGUUCAUACUUAGUGUUCUCAACUUCUUGCACUAUUUGUUCUGGGCUUUGCGGUACAAGUACAUAUCUCGAAAGUAAUGAUGAGAUAUAUAAUAGUAACAAUAAUAAUAUAUAUUUGUAGUGAGUUGAUUAAUGACAAUGGAAAUGUAUUCACCAUACUUCUUCAUUGUAAUUAUACAAGAGAUAUAUAUGUAGAGCAGUACAGUCAUCCUAAAAUAACCUGGAGAUCCUGAAUGGAAAAGUAUUUGUGCCAUUGUCCAAGGUUGAUGAUGAAGGAGGAGAUAAACUGCAGAGUAGAAACCAAGCAGAACUUGGUCAUUAGCCUUCUACAGAAUUGGAAUCCACACAUUGUGUAUCUAGAUGCAAGGUCGCAUAGUAAAGUGGUAUUUACAAUGCACUUUACAGGUUCCUAGAUGUUGUAUGUUAAGAUUUGAGGUUUCACGCUUUCACCUUUCGAUAUUAAUGCGAUAUGAGUAGGCAAAUAUCUUAUAUAUGUUGUAUUCAUAUAUUUGAUGAAAUGAGAUAGCUUAAUAUUGUAAAUUCUAAUCCUUCAGAAACCUCAAAGCACCAUCAGACACACACACACUUUACCUUGAACACUCG